AUGUCUUCCGACAAGAAGAGAAAGGCUCCAUCGUCCACCGAGGCCCCCGCGUCCAUCGCCGUCAAAGUCCGGUCGGGAGAGGAUGCACGGACGCCCUACAUCGCGACCUUCCCCGGCGUAACUGCACCCCAGAACCUCACCUUCGACGCCUACAAACGCAAGAAGCCAAAGAAGUCUUCGGAGGCGAAGGAUGUCGUCCUCCACGGCUCCACCGACCGUAUCGAAUUCGACGCGCAGAAUUUCGGACACGGAGAGGAGGGGUUGUGCGAUUACUACGUCGGUAUCUACGAUAAAUCCACCAACAAGGUCGAGAUCGUCCCAGCUCCCCACGUACACGUCACCCGUACCGUCAAAGCCCUCAAGAACAUCUCCAGAGACGACAAAGGCCGUCAACAAUACCGCGAAGCGCGUAACGCACUCGGAGAAGCCUUCGGUACCAAGAAGGCGAAACAAGCGAUCAAGUCUCAGGACGCGAACAAGGUCGAGGCGAGCACGUUGGAUAAUGUCGCGGACGCAAUCGUUAGCGACGUCAAAGCCGCCACAAAGAACAUGCCCACUAAGGAAGACAUGAAGCGUGAACAAGAAGAGGACAGACCCAUUCCCACCCCCAACGUGGAGUCAGAAACCCCGGCGGGUGUAUACCCCCUGGACACCGUCAUCUCCCCCGCCGAACUCUCCAUCAUCAACGUCAAACCCUUCCUCGCACCCGACCUCGCAACCGACAAGAAGAAGCGGGAAGGGUUGUUGCCAUACCGACAAUCGACUUACGUCACCGACCGCCUCACCAAGAUCUUGUCUUCGAAUGCGGAGAAGAAGGAUACGCAUCGUCUCAAGUUGUUGUAUUAUGCGUCGCUGUUGAUGGCAUUCUACGUGAACCACCGCGUCGCGGGCAAGAAGGACAUCCUCUCCACCAAACUCGGCUCUCCACCCCAAAUCCUCGUCGACGGGUUCAUCUCCCGCUACACCGAACAACCCGGCGGCGACGCCCGCCCCGUCGUAACCGCAAAACGCCUCGACAAAGUGCUGUGUUACCUCUUUGUCGUAUGUCUCCACCUCGACAACUUCUCCGUCGACAUGAAUAUGUUGGCGGCGGAUUUAUCGCUCAAGGCGGCGAGGACGCAGGAGUUAUUUAGGACGUUGGGGUGUAAGGUUAUGGGAUGUACGGAGACGCAGAGGGUUGCGCUUAACAUCUCGAAGGCGGAGGCGAGGAAUUACAAGAGGGCUGUUCUGAAAUGUCCGCCGGAGUUCCCGGAGGUGAGGAAGCGUAUCAUGGCGAAGCGAUAA
This is a messenger RNA of Saitoella complicata NRRL Y-17804, 1284 nucleotides long. Its product is annotated as Rpa49 subunit specific to nuclear RNA polymerase I. Gene Ontology annotation, cellular component: RNA polymerase I complex. NCBI's taxonomy places the organism in Eukaryota, Fungi, Ascomycota, Saitoellomycetes, Saitoellales, Saitoellaceae. The transcript has a single exon. Gene Ontology annotation, molecular function: DNA binding. The record is from RefSeq and is a predicted model, not a curated record. Gene Ontology annotation, biological process: RNA polymerase I preinitiation complex assembly; nucleolar large rRNA transcription by RNA polymerase I; transcription elongation by RNA polymerase I. Bases 1 to 1284 code for a protein of 427 amino acids.